AAAGAUGUAGGGGCAGAGAGUGAAUAGCCUUUCAACUUUUGUUUCAGUGUUUUUAUGUCUUCCUUUGCAUAAACCAGAAAAACAGCAACAAAAGAGUGCAGUGUCUUACGGAAAGAUGUACUGAAAUGUGAAAAGUGUUUCCUCUUACAGGUUUUAGAACAGCAUCAUGCUGAAAUUCAUUCGAACGCAUGCGCAAAAGUCCUAAAUUAGUGUAAUGGUCGUCCCCUAUUUUUUUUUUAUAGGCUUUCAUAGGUUUUGUUGUGGACACAAGGGUGGUGUCCAUCUCUCCCUGCUUUAUAUCCCUAAAAUGGAGUCCUGUAAAAGCCACUAAGGGGAAAAAACACCGACCAUCUUCCUAGGUGACUGAGGUAUGCAAUUCCAACAGGUUGGCGCACUGUCUGGUCCGGAUGCCAGUGCUUUAUAACCAUUUGAUUAUCCGCUUCCCUUUAUAAUCAGCUAGCGUAGCAUCAUGGAUGUAUACAAGUUUGUGGUAGCAUAGAUUGAAUAUAAACGUCACAUCGCGGACGCAUAUUUUGCAGUGGCCAAAACCAUCAUCUCAGCAAGAACAGACGGUCUUAGGUCAAUUCGUCCCACUGUAGCGUUAUGUAAGUUUAGCUGUAGUUUAAUUAUUCCUUAUUGUUACUCUUCGAGGAGCAUAGGGCCGCUACAACACCUCGCCAACGUACCCGGCUUUAGGCAGCCCCCAUCUGUUGAGUCCAUGUGGUUCCGACGUCCUUUGCCUCGCUCUCUUCUGUUCGGCGACCUGGCUUAUUCCCAAAGGCUUUCACCAGAACGCGUCACAAGCUCUUCUAGAGAGGAAUUUUCCCGACCAGGUCCUUGUGACCCCCAUGGCUGAAACAAAUAGUUGUAUGGAGACACAGUUUUACCCUCCAUCUUGUUCUUCUCUUGGACCAUUGAAUAAUAUCUUGCCCCGCUCACCAUCAGAACUGUUAAGUGUUGUUCCCAAACUUGAAACACUGGGACCUGCCUAUACUAGCAAAGUUACAUCUGCUGCAGAACAUAUGUACACUAAACAGUACUCUAUUUGCAUUGAAAACUGUGAUGUCCUCAUUGACCAUACAUGGGAGAGGUUGAAUACUGGCCAUUGGAAAGAUAUCAAUAUUACCUGGCGCUAUGCAUAUACUUUGGUAUCUUUAUUAAAAGCACUUAGCCAGUGUGCUUUGUUAAGUGACAGCAACAGCAACAUCAAUCAUCUGGAUAUUUUGAAAACUUGUGACAUGGGUUUGCUGAUGGGAGCACCAAUUAUGGACAACAUACUGGCUAAAAUGUCCCGUAAAUUCCAAGAAUCAUUUGGCAAUCGGAGACUAAGUGUUUCAGCAGACGAGCUGUCUAAAGAAGAAGAUGCUGAAGAAACAGUUCCAAGAAAACUUGCUAAAAGAGAUAAACAAGAAGCAACAGAGCUGGGUAUGUCAGCUUCAGAGAAUAUUUCUGCACCAAUUGAUUGCCAGGAAAACAGUCAGUCAGUUGAGGCUACAGCACAUAAUGGGAGAGAGGUUCCUCGAUAUUGCUGCCCAUCAGUGGAAAUGUUUCAUGCAACUUUUUUUGACUUACAGCAUCCAGUAGUCAUAACUGAUGCUAUUGGAUACUGGCCUGCACUGACCAGCCACAAAUGGUCUCUUCGAUAUUUGAGGAGAAUAGCAGGGUCACGCACAGUGCCUGUUGAGAUUGGUUCACGCUAUACAGAUGAAGACUGGACUCAAAAACUUAUGACAGUGAAUGAGUUUAUUGACCAGUAUGUGACAAAUCCUCAACCUGGUGCUAAAGGUUAUUUAGCACAACACAAUCUCUUUGACCAGAUAACUGAGCUGAAAGAUGACAUCAGUAUUCCAGUAUACUGCUGCCUUGGUGAUGAAGAAGAUGUGGAUAUUAAUGCCUGGUUUGGCCCUGAAGGCACAGUAUCUCCUCUGCACCAGGAUCCCAAACACAACUUCCUGUGCCAGGUGAUGGGAGAAAAGUAUGUAAGACUUUAUUCACCUGAAUUCACCCAGCAUCUUUAUCCACACCCAACCAAACUGUUGGAAAACACAAGCCAAGUUGAUUGUGAAAACCCAGAUCUGGAGAAAUUUCAGAAAUUUGCAGAAGCAGUUUACCUUGAGUGUGUUUUAAAGGAAGGAGAAAUGUUGUAUAUUCCACCAAAAUAUUGGCAUUACGUAAAAUCAUUAUCAGUUAGCUUUUCAGUCAGCUUUUGGUGGCAGUAAACAAAAGGAUUUUUCUUUAUAGGACCAAGAUUUAAAGCUUAGUUCAUGAUUAAAACAUGAUUUUGGCAGCUUUCAUUCUGCAGGAAUUAACUGGCCUGCUGAAAUAAGAAAAUGUAAAUAGUUAAAUUUUGAACUAAUUAACAUUUAUUUAAAAUAGUGUUGCAUGUACUGAUGCAUAAUCUGCGUAGCUUUGUAUUCAGAGCACUUUUGUCCUUUAAGUAUUUAAAAAAAAGUUUUUUUGCUAUGUUGGAGGUGAGCGGACAUGUACACAUUUUUUUGGUAAAUCAAAUGUUAUAAAAUGGCAUUGUUUGUUUCUUUUUUGUAAAACAUUCUUUAUUUUUAUAUCAAUUAUUUUACCAACAAAAUAAAGACUUACACAUGAACACCAGUUCCAUGCUUUGUUGAAUAUAGAAGGGUCAGGUAAAGACUUCACAUAUGCAUUAUGUAAAAUCUGAAUUUGUUUAGAGGGGAGGUUCAUGUUUUACAAUGAAAUUUUAAUUUUUGUAGACAGCUAGCUGGUUGUGAGUGUUAACAUUUUGUCAGUAAGAGAUUAUUUUGUAGUGAGGUAGUCCAGCUAUGCAAAUAAUUGUCACAUCCAUUUGAACCCAAAACUUAAAAUUCUCUCUGUCCUGAUGACAAGCACUUUUACCAUUGCACAUGCAUAUACACAUACAUAUGCAAACUUGUGUGCCAUUUAUUUGCAUGUAAGGUCAUAAAUCUCAACAACAGUAAUGAUUCCUUUAUUGCCUCUCCACAGUGACAUUAACUGGUGUUAUCCUACAUAAAAAGACAUGGUUUGUCUUGUAAUUCAACAUUAAGACACUAAAAUGCAAUCUUAUAAAUAAAGCAGCCUGUCAAUGUGUGUGAUCAUGGCAAGCAGUGGUUGUCAGAUA
Messenger RNA from Pomacea canaliculata, 3112 nucleotides. Its product is annotated as lysine-specific demethylase 8-like. The transcript has 3 exons. Bases 849 to 2219 code for a protein of 456 amino acids. The record is from RefSeq and is a predicted model, not a curated record. Gene Ontology annotation, cellular component: nucleus. Lineage: Eukaryota; Metazoa; Mollusca; Gastropoda; Architaenioglossa; Ampullariidae. Gene Ontology annotation, molecular function: histone H3K36 demethylase activity.